AUGGCCGACUCAUCACCAUACCAACAUAUAGAGAAGACAUGGAGAGAAAUCGAAAGGAAGAGGAGUCACGAGGACGCCGAAUUCGACAAGUACGUACGAGAUGUGCUGUCGAGCAUCGAUAAUGAAAAGGAAAUCAAGCUAGCUCAACACGAAGCUGACACCAAAACCAAAGAAACGGAAUUGGCGGCGGAAGAGCAGGAGAAAUCUAAGGAGUUGGAAGCAGCACAUCUAAGAGAACGAGAAGCGCUUGAUGCCCGACACAAGGCGCAGACUACAGAUAGGGAGAGAGACCAGCAGGCGGUGAUGAGCAGGCUGAGAGACGAGCGAUCAACAGCUUGGGAACAGCUCAGAAUUUUCUUUUCUAACAAGAAAGAUAACGUUCAAAGUGGACUCGACUCCUGCAAGGCUACAUUGAAAGCUGAUAGGCUUUUCGAAGAUGAUGAGAUCCAAAAGAAUCUAUUCAAGGCCAUGGUUGAACAGAGCAACCAGACAAUUGAGGUCGCAUCAUCUGGUGCAGCCUCCUCAUGCGCAGAAUUACCGCCCCAACGUAUUCUCAACUUCAAGACAAGAAUACCUGCAACAUCUACCGAAGAGAAGCCCACAAGAGCAGUUGAGAAAGGGAGCGUUUCCACUGCUGAUUUGCACACUUCCCGGAGCCGUGGAGCCAGCAGUCAGGUCACUCCCACAAAGCGCUCAAUGGCCGAAUCUCCGUAUGAGAAUAUACAACCGCCCAGCUUGCGUCGUGCUGUCUCAGAGAACAUCAGGCCAGCAACAGCUGAGAAUGUACUCAAUCUGUCCAGCCCACCAGCUCCUUCUAAGCUAUUUGGUUCAUCGAAGACUUCAUUGCCAGUAACUCCAUGCCGUCGACCCGCCAGUCCAUCUUAUCUAGUCCCUCCAUCCUCCAGUUUCUCACAAGCGGCAAUUCGAGCAACUUCCCAAGCUGCAGCACCUUCAACUCCGCUACGGAUUAGCCGUCAAACCAUCAGUGCUAAUAGUCGACUCAACGGAAGUUCUCUGCCGCCUCCUGCGGAUACGAGCCUGUUGAUGACCCCUACGCCACCAAGAGCUAUGCUCCGAAGUCCGUUCAAGUCAAGUAGCCAACAUCGUGAAAUCUCGCCCGGCGUACCGAGACAAUCAGCCGAAUUUUCCUCCCAGCAAGACUCUUUACCAGGACCUACCAAUCAAAACCGACCACUUUGUCUCAAUUUUGAGAUCAUAGCAGUUCGCUACAAGACCUCUGAUGGCGAAAACUUUGUUUGGACUCGAGAGGCUGAGGAAGGACCUAAAUAUUAUCGACUGAGUGACAACACCUACCGCCCCGUUCUGAAGCAGGGUAGAAGUUGUGGCACCCCAGAGUGGAUUAUCGAUCCCAGCAGAGUAUGGUUUUUGAAGUAUAACCUGGAAGCCGCACUGCUUUACAUCAAUCGAAAGAAGGGUGAUGCAAAGACUGGGAAUGCUGGUAAGGAGAUGUGGGUCAAAUUCAAGGAUGAAAUACAUUUGGAGGGAUUCCUGAAGAGUUAUAAGGAGAAUUGGGAGCAUAUUAAGAUAGAUAAGCUGGACCUGGACGAUGAUGAGGUCCCCUUGUCGAUGGCUAAGAGCUGUCGCUAA
This is a messenger RNA of Cadophora gregata, 1608 nucleotides long. RefSeq lists its product as uncharacterized. The record is from RefSeq and is a predicted model, not a curated record. The coding region runs from base 1 to 1608 and encodes 535 amino acids. The transcript has 3 exons. Lineage: Eukaryota; Fungi; Ascomycota; Leotiomycetes; Helotiales; Ploettnerulaceae.